AUGAUGAGCUGAGAGGGCUUUUCCAACCUCAGUGGUUCCAUGAUUCUGUGGAUCUCUACUUGAUGCUCACCCAAGAAAUGAUGCUACCCAACACCCAUGACCUCUUUGCCAAGAGGAUGGGAGGUGGUGGAAGGUACCCGAGAUGCCACAGCCUCCACUGGGGAGGAGCAGUUUGGGUCAGGAGGUCAUUCAUAAGCUCUGCACUGGCCCAUAUUGCAGCUGGACGGGUGGGUGGUGGAGCCAGAUUGGCGCUGGGAGGUCCAGCUUUGCUCCGCACCUUUGGAUGGAGCCAUGCUGUGACCUUCAUGCCACCGCCUGGAUGGGUGAUGGAUCCUCCUCUGUUCCCUGCUUGCAGCAUGUGAAAGUCUGAGCCCUCUCCCACCUUCGCCGGGACACCAUGGACACGGAAGCCGUGCAGCCCCAGGAGGCGUCGCUGACGGUCAACGAGCAGGUUAUUGUCAUGUCCAGCCAUGAAACCAUCCGAGUGUUGGAGGUGGAUGUGGACACCCCGCUCCCAGCGGAGGAGGACUCGAAAGCCCUGGAGAUGCCACCAGGGGAAGUAACACGAGGCUCCCAGGGAGAGAGUGGCCGGGAGGACAUCCCAGCCAGCACCCACGGCUCCAGUGGCACGGAGGCGGCCGGCAAAGCCAAACCGGCAGCUGGAGCGUCGCCCAACACCGUCCCCUCCGUCGGCACCUUCAGCCCCGGCACGAGCCAGCAGCCGCAGCCCCUGGCCCCGCUGGCCGUACAAGCCACCCCGCAGGUCUUGACUCAGGAAAACUUAGCAACAGUUGUGACAGGAGUAAUGGUUCCAGCAGGGACAGUUACUCAACCUCUUCUUAUCCCCAUCAGUAUUGCAGGUCAAGUGGCAGGUCAGCAGGGGUUGGCUGUGUGGACAUUUCCUACAGCAACGGUCGCUGCCCUUCCCGGAUUGACGGCGGCUUCUCCUACAGGGGGAAUUUUCAAACCACCUAUAGCCAAUCUCCAAGCUGCCGCCGUGCUGAACACAGCCAUCGCCGCGCCGGUGCCGCCUGCUCAGCCGUUACCGGCCGCGGUCCAACCCCGGCCGCCCCUCCAGCCCUCCGGUGUCUUCUCCGCCGCACCCGGCCAGCCGCCCAUCCUGCCACAGCCUGCAGCGCCCACGCCGCCGGUGGCCAAACCCUUGGAGACGCAGACCCAGAUCACCGUCCAGCCGGCCGGAUUUGCCUUUAACCCUGGCAUACUCAGCGCAGCUUCCCUCGGCGGCCAAACGCAGCUCCUCGGCUCCUUGGCAGCCGCCCCGGUGAUCGCCAACACUAUCUCCAGCGUGCAGGGCAUCCCGGGCCAGAUCCUGACCAACGCCCAGGGCCAGGUGAUCGGAACGCUGCCGUGGGUGGUGAAUCCCAGCCCUGCUCCGGCCGCUCUUCCAGCCCAGAACCUGCAGGUGCAGACGGUGACGCCGCAGCUGCUGCUCAAUGCCCAGGGCCAGGUCAUCGCCACGCUGGCCGGCAGCGCCAUCCCGGCGGCCACCAUCAAGAAAACCGGCACCCCCGAACCCCCCGCCAAGAACGAGGUGCAGCCCAUCCAGCCGGCUCCGGCGCUCGCCCCGCCGGCCGUGGUGAUGGCAAAUCCGGCUCCGGCGGCAAAGGCUUCCGCUGCUCCGGUCCCCAUCACCUGCUCGGAGACCCCCACAGUCAGCCAGCUGGUCUGCAAGCCCUCGGCUCCCAACAGCAGCGCGGAAGAGGAUGGGAUCAACCUGGAGGAGAUCCGGGAAUUCGCCAAGAACUUUAAGAUCCGUCGCUUGUCCCUGGGGCUGACGCAGACGCAGGUGGGACAGGCUCUGACGGCCACCGAGGGUCCAGCCUACAGCCAGUCGGCCAUCUGCCGGUUCGAGAAGCUCGACAUCACCCCCAAGAGCGCUCAGAAGCUGAAGCCCGUCCUGGAGAAGUGGUUGAGCGAAGCGGAGCUGCGGAACCAAGAGGGUCAACAGAACCUGAUGGAAUUCGUCGGCGGAGAACCUUCCAAGAAACGCAAACGCCGCACGUCCUUCACCCCUCAGGCCAUCGAAGCCCUCAACGCCUACUUCGAGAAGAACGCCUUGCCCACGGGCCAGGAGAUCACCGAGAUCGCCAAGGAGCUCAACUACGACCGCGAAGUCGUGCGCGUGUGGUUCUGCAACCGCCGGCAGACGCUCAAGAACACCAGCAAACUCAACGUCUUUCAGAUCCCCUGAGCCGGGGGAGAGGGGGUCCCCUCGCUGUCCCCAACCGUCCGCCAUCAGCACUUUCGUCAACGACUUUGGACCCCCGACCCCCGACGUUGGGUGUCAGAGGGGGUCCCCUUCUCCGUAGAUGUGUCCGUGUGUCCGUCUGUCUCCCUUCGUCCCCAUCACACAUGACCCAAGCGUGCGCCGCGCCCGGGCGUGGGGACGGACCUCCUGCCCGCACCGCGUCCCCCCGUGUCGUCGUCCCCCUGAACCCCCAAAAGGAGUGCUUUUCAUUUUUUGGCCGUUUUCCCGUGUUUCCGAGGUAGCGUCACGGCUCGAUGGGGGUGAAGCCCCAUUGAAUUUUCCUCCCCCUCUUUUAUUUCGCUUCAUGCCCUCGGGGGGCUCCUCGGUGUCACCGUGGGGGCGUCAUCGGGGUCCCCAUCACCCCGAGAUUGGUUGAGGGGGAGUCUCUUCCCCCCUCACCUCCUCACCCAUGCUGAGACGGGGGCCAGGAGGGUUGGGGGGCUCCAUCCAUCACCCCCUUCUCCUCCAGGGAGCAAUGGCGAUGGGGGAUAUUGGGGGGCUCCAUCCAUCACCCCCUUCUCCUCCAGGGAGCGAUGGUGAUGGGGGAUAUUGGGGGGCUCCAUCCC
Cuculus canorus (common cuckoo) is the source of this 2835-nucleotide messenger RNA. It is a transcript of the gene POU6F1, whose product is annotated as POU class 6 homeobox 1. NCBI's taxonomy places the organism in Eukaryota, Metazoa, Chordata, Aves, Cuculiformes, Cuculidae. Gene Ontology annotation, molecular function: RNA polymerase II cis-regulatory region sequence-specific DNA binding; DNA-binding transcription factor activity, RNA polymerase II-specific. The record is from RefSeq and is a predicted model, not a curated record. Gene Ontology annotation, biological process: regulation of transcription by RNA polymerase II. Bases 398 to 2212 code for a protein of 604 amino acids. The transcript has 10 exons.